Molecule: messenger RNA, 4611 nt
Organism: Manis javanica (Malayan pangolin)
Lineage: Eukaryota; Metazoa; Chordata; Mammalia; Pholidota; Manidae
Gene: HRH2
Product: histamine receptor H2
Biological process (GO): chemical synaptic transmission; gastric acid secretion; G protein-coupled receptor signaling pathway, coupled to cyclic nucleotide second messenger
Cellular component (GO): dendrite; plasma membrane
Molecular function (GO): histamine receptor activity; neurotransmitter receptor activity; G protein-coupled serotonin receptor activity
Source: RefSeq, a predicted model, not a curated record
GCCUGGAGCGGGGGAAGGAGGGAGAGGCCGGGACGAGCGGGGGAGAGACUCGGAGAGGGGCGGCGGGCGAGCCGCGCUCGGAAGCCGGGAGCAGCGAGGUGGGGGCGGAGACGAGGAAGUGGGUGCGAGGCGCGGGGCGCGGGCGGGGCGCUCCGCCGGCUCCAUCCCUGCCCGGAGCGCAGCCGGCGCGGGCGCAGCACCGAGGCGAGCACGGAGCAGAGCCACGCUCGGCCGCAGCAGCAGCCCCAGCUCACGCUGUCCAGUGGCCCAAGAGGGAGACGUGGCACUGUUUGAGCCCUGUAGAUGGGAGCAGCUGCCAGCUAUGGAGAAGGGCAUAGGCAUGUCCACACAUGAUCCCUCCUGCAUAAAAACAAAGCCCCUCCAGACACAUCCCCAGUGCCUCAGGCUCUAUGCAAAACCUGGAGAGUGGAGGAGAACUGCUUCAGUCCUGGGAGAAAGCUGGCUCUGCAUGAGGCGAUUUGAGGACUAAAGUUUCAACAAUGAACUUCCCUCUUCAUUCAUACUCAUCCCCAGCACCUCCUAGGAGUCUGCUUUAUUUAUUCUAGAAAAACAACACUGGGUCAGUCAUCGUAGCUUCCCCACAUCUGGACACUUGGCUCUGUUGAGGGCCUAGAGCCAGUGGUUGACAUAAUUGACAUAUUGGGGAACUGGACAAGAAACAAGCAGGGGCUGUGGGCAGAGCAAGGAGCUGCAGGGUCCCAGGAUGGCGCCCAAUGGCACCACCUCUUCCUGUUGUCUGGAGUCAACCCCGGUCAGGAUCACUGUCAGCAUCAUCCUCACUGUCCUCAUCCUCAUCACUGUCGCCGGCAAUGUGGUGGUCUGCCUGGCUGUGGGCUUGAACCGCCGGCUCCGCAAUCUGACCAACUGCUUCAUCGUGUCCUUGGCUGUCACUGACCUGCUCCUCGGCCUCCUGGUGCUGCCAUUCUCAGCCUUCUACCAACUGUCCUGCAAGUGGGACUUCGGCAAGGUCUUCUGCAACAUCUAUACCAGCCUGGACGUGAUGCUCUGCACGGCCUCCAUCCUCAACCUCUUCAUGAUCAGCCUUGACCGGUACUGUGCCGUCACGGACCCCCUGCGCUACCCUGUGCUGGUCACCCCAGUCUGGGUUGCCAUCUCCCUGGUCUUAAUUUGGGUCAUCUCCAUCACCCUGUCCUUCCUGUCUAUCCACCUGGGGUGGAAUAGCAGAAACGAGACCAGUGGGGUCAGUCAGUCCAUCCCAAAGUGCAAAGUCCAGGUCAACUUAGUGUAUGGCUUGGUGGAUGGGCUGGUCACCUUCUACCUGCCUCUGUUGGUCAUGUGCAUCACCUACUACCGCAUCUUCAAGAUCGCCCGGGACCAGGCCAAGAGGAUCAAUCACGUCGUCUCCUGGAGGACAGCCACCAUCAGGGAACACAAAGCUACGGUGACGCUGGCCGCCGUGAUGGGGGCCUUCAUCAUCUGCUGGCUCCCCUACUUCACUGUGUUUGUCUACCGUGGGCUGAAAGGGGAUGAUGGCAUCAACGAGACCCUAGAAGCUGUGGUCCUGUGGCUGGGCUAUGCCAACUCGGCCCUGAACCCUAUCCUGUAUGCUGCACUGAACAGGGACUUCCGCACAGCAUACCAGCAGCUUUUCCACUGCAGGCCCACCCGCUGCAAGGCUCAUGGAACUUUUCUGAGGACCAACAGCUCUCAGCUGUCUAGGGAUGAAAGCCAAGACCCCGAACAGCAGGAAGAGAAGCCCCUGAAGCUGCAGGUGUGGAGUGGGACAGAUAUCAUGGACCCCCGGGGAGCCACAGACAGGAAGCCAGCGCUGUCCGGCGCCUUGUGCCCCGGCAACCUUCUGAGCUGCUGCAAGAGCCUGUGGGGGCUGGGGUUCCUCCAGAGACCUGUGGGAGGCCCCUCGAAGGAGCAGCCAGGGGAGCCGCUGUCUGAGGAGCCACUGAGGACACCGCCCACAAAGCGGUGAGGACACUGCCCUCAGAGGCUGUGUAGACCUGGCCCCAGGACACUGAAGAUACUGCUCUUAGUCACCAAGAUUUGACUCCUGGAGCCACUAAGGACCCAGCAGCCCUCAAAGCCACCAAGAACACAUCCUCACCUGAGUCUAGGGACUUCCGGAGCACACAGUGGGGUGCUGGAGUCCUCAGGCCUAGGGAACAACCUAUUCUGUACUCAGCCUUCCCAGGCAGAGGUUCAGGACUCCCCUGAGCCCAGGUCUGCCAGGUCCAGUGGGUUCAAAGCUCAUGCUGGCACUGGCCCUGAGUCAUGAGCAGAGGUGGCUGGACAGUCAGGGGUGUGUACACAUGUGUGUGCAUGGAUUUGUAUGUGCAGGGGCACAUGUGUCCUCUGAGCACAGCAGGCCCAGAGGGUGUUGCUAUCAGGUGCUGGCUUCUCACUCCCUGGUAGGUUCUGCAGGAUGAAAGAAAGGGAGGAGAGGGAAGGGGAAGGAGGGAAAUGAGCCUUUACUGAACCCUACUGCGUGUCGGGGACUUUGCCUGCACCCUUACAAAGUAGAAAAUAAGGUUCAGAGAAGUAUGGGGCCUGCUGGGCCUCCUGGAACAUGCACCUGGCUCAUAGAGGCACUCAAGAAAUAGUUGAUGAAUGAAUGAAUGAACGAAUGAAUGGAAGGAUGGAUGAAAAGCCAGGUCUCAAGCUUCUGCUCUUGACAUGACACUGUACUGCCUCUCAGGAGAGAGGCCAAGAUAUUUCCCUGGCUCAGCCUACCCUCCUCCUAGCGAGGCUCCGACCCAGAGCUUGGGGGUCCCUUCAUGCUGCCGCACUGACUCUCUGGUGCUUUUUGUCACAAGAAGUGAUGUGGAGUGGACUUGCUGGGUAAAGUGCAGGUGUCAGGGAGGGAAAGGUGGAGGUUGGGGGACACAACACACCCGAGUUAGGGAGCUGGCCCCACAGCGCUCUCUGCUGGACGCACGACCUUGGGCACAUCAGUGGACCCCUCUGAGCAGCUCUUCCUUCCUGUCCAAGGAAGUGAGCUCUCCUUUCCUGUAUACAACGUUGUUGAAGGGGCCCAAGGUGGUAGGGGUGGUGACAGCUCCAGAGAGAUGAGGGAGUCCAAGGAUUCUUCUUGCUGACCACUGCCCCCCCUGAACCCACUCUGCCCUUGGUUCUAAGACCCCCCUGUUUGGGUCCACCUCCCUGUCCAUCUGUACCUUUCAGUCCCUCUGCAGUUCACUGUCCUCUCCCAGCCAUUGGAUGUGGCUGUUCCCUGAGACUUCUCUUCUCACUGCAAUUUCCCUCUGUGGCCUCAACUACACCCUUAUAACUGUAGUCACCAGGCUUACCUCUGAGGACAUUACUCACAGAAUGGUACCUGGAGCCCAGGCCCCUUCUGGGAGCUUUCCACUCACUGCUGCCUGCACGGCACCUCCACCUGGGUGUUUCCAAGAUAUCUCACCUUAGCAUGUCCACAGCUAUGCCCUCGACCUUCUCCCUGUACCUGCUUCUCUCCCAGGGUUCUCCUCCUCAGGCAACAGCCCACCAUUGGCUUCAAAGGCCGAGGGUCCAUCUUGGCACCUCCCUUUUGCCGGCCCCUGGUGACCAACCCUUCUCAAGUCCUAGCUCCCACAUAUAUGCACCGUCUGCUCGAUUCUCUCCACCUGCCCUGUCAUCAUUCGGCCCCCUGCCAUCCCCCAUGUGGGACAAUUGAAGCAGCUUCUUGACAGCUCUCUGAAUUCCCCCCUUGCCUCUCUGCACACAGUAGCCGCAGUGGGCUGUGCAAAAUGCAAACCUGUCAUGUCACACAUGGAGGAAAUCCCUUUUCAAGUGGCCACAGGCCCUGUGUGAUCAGUGCCGACUUGCCCCUCCAGCUUCCUCCCCGCCACACUCCUCUCACCGCCUCACCCUGGCCCUCCUGGGUUCUCCUUUUCAUUUGCUUAUCUCACUGCUCCUUCCAGCUCCCUGGACAAGCACAGAGCUAUUUCCCUGACUUAAAUUACUCUUGCCUUUUCGGCCAUGGGACCUCAGCUGCAAUAUCACUUCUUGAGGAAGUCUUCCUUGGCCCUCCCAACUAGGGAGGGUCUCUGACACCCCAGAACUGUCCUCAAAGCCAUUUGGCGUGGGUCACAAUUAACUGUCAGCUGUGUGACAGAUUUCCUGGCCCCCGUCUGUCUCCCCCUCUGUCUGUUGGCCCUUGUAUGUCUAGCCUGUAGAAGAGUGUCUGGCACACUGUAGGAGCUUUCAGCAGGUUAUCUGCCAAUGCACCUGAAGCAUGGUUUGCCCCAGCGGCCCUCAGAGAUGCUCAGUGCUCAGUGUCUUGGCUGGAUUCCUUCUGGAAGCCCCAGAAUUCCCUCCUCGGAAGUCUUCCCCGGACUCUGAGGCAGGUGGGUCUCUAACUAUGGCCAGGUAGUGGAGGCAGAAAAUUGGUCUGCUGAUCACACUCUCCCCUGCUCAGGGCUCCAACCCAAGGUGCCCACGUGCCACCUGCUGCUGCAGGGACCUCCUUCAGGUCUGUCUCUGAGCUGCCCCCACCCUUCUGGAGGCUUCCUGGAGUCUCUACUAGCUGCAGAAGUGGGGCGCUUGCUGCUAGAGGAGGAGCAUCUGUGGUGGGUCCCCAAAUCCAUGUUCUGUGUUACCAUCAUGUUCCAAUAAAGCUAU